This is a messenger RNA of Sinocyclocheilus grahami, 4086 nucleotides long. RefSeq lists its product as uncharacterized. NCBI's taxonomy places the organism in Eukaryota, Metazoa, Chordata, Actinopteri, Cypriniformes, Cyprinidae. The record is from RefSeq and is a predicted model, not a curated record.
AUGGUCGCUGAGGAGAGGGGAGCUCGGCCACAAACUGAAGACUACUUCAACUGGAAAUCCCAGCCUCCACUGCUGCGUCUUACCAGCAGCAACCGUUUUUUUGGAGGCCAGGAGCCAGUUCCUCCUAAGACCUACAGUACGAGGAGAGGGCCUCUUAUUCUGUAUUCAGAGGAUCUCGCACUGGCAUACCAGACUGGCCAGGUUAACAGGAAGAGAAAGCCUCCAACCGGCCCAAAACAGGAAGUUGAGAAGCAGCUGCACACACUGCAAGGCCUGACUGGAGCUAUUUUUGGCUUUUGGAAAAAAGAAGGUAAGGUUGGAUCUCUUGCCGGUGUAACGCACCCCUUAUUGCCAGAUACUAAACAUGCUAUACAGAACAUCAACACUCAUCACAAACCUGGAGAGAAGAACUAUAAUUCAAGCCAGGUUAAAGGAGAAAAAACUAAUCAGAUCAUAUAUCAGCUAUGUUUCCUCUGUUCCCCUCGGCCCAACCGGGUAGACCUGGGUCCUCUACCACCCAUAACGGAUGGUUCGGUACAUGUACAAAUCCAGGAGAAAACUCAAGCGGCACCAGAUGAACAAAUGGUCUUUAAGACCAAACAACAGAAAGAGCAACUGAAGGAGAAGCUGAAAGAGAGAAAAAGACCUGUAACCAAGAGUCUCAGGAUAGCAGUUGACACGUACAGAGCUCACAUGAGUCCGAUCCCUGAGACAGAACCUGCACAUCGGACUGAAGAUCAAACAGAGCUAAAGAGCUUUUCAUUAUUUUGCUCUGACAUAUACCAGAUACAAGUGAUCGACCAUCCCAAGGAUCUAAACGGCUGUGGAAAGCGCAGCCAGAUGGAGAGUGGAGGUGGUGUUGGAGAGAUGUGCACGCUGAGGUCAGUGUAUGUGGAUUCGUCUUUGGAAUACAGCCCACUCUCACGGGUCAACUAUUACGGUGGACACAUGGAGGGAUCCCGCCAGAAAAUAAAAGAGAAAAAAAGCAGCUGUGAGAAUUUACCAAAAAGGGAACUACACGUACAUCUCCCUGACAUCAAAGAGGGAACUGCACAUGAAAACCCCUCAGAGAGACGCAUGCACAGCAAAGUGCUGCUGCUUUUCCCUGCACAAACAGACACCCAUCAGCCAGAUGAUGACCUCCACAGGACACCUGUUGAGGAGACGGAGCCACCUGGUGAUUUGGAGCAUGCAGAGGGGCAAGACCAAAGAAAACAGGACCCUCACUCUGACAGCAAGUGCAGGAUUAUAGAGAUGGCUCUUGGAAAUGUCAUGUGGUCUGAUGAUCUAGAAAAAGGAGAUCAACAUCCCCCUCUUGGUCCAUUGCCCCCCCUGGUGGGCCGGAGGGGUCCAGGUAAACAGAGCUCCAUGGCUGUGUACAGACAGAACCUACACGACCCUGCAGGUAAAUCAGAAGCACAAACAGGAAACACUAGAGCUUGCAUCCCUCUGGAGCUCAGAGAAUGGCAGGGAGGCAAAGCAGUGGGCACCCUAAUAAUGGGUCCUGACGGUGAAAUCAUACGCUUGUCUCUCUGGGAUCCCGCAGUUGACACUGAGGACCACCCAAUAAUGGGUGAUGUCACACAAGGUCACGUUCUUAAGGUUGUGACUUCUGAGGGAGAUUUGAAACAGCCUUGGACGAUCCUCAUACAGGACAACGAAACAGAUGAAGAGGAAGACACCACAAGUAAUACUGAAGAAACUACUUCAAACACUGAACAGCUGGACUCUAGUCAUGAGGUGUUUAAGGUCAAUAAAACUGCAGAGACAAUUAACGCUAAGAAGAGGCAGCAUCCAUUAGGUUCCUACAAUAAAACAGUUUGGAAGAGGCAGGUGUUUAAGGUCAACUCUCAUGAAGAAACUAAUGCAGAGGAGGAGGAGGAGGAGGAGGAAAAUGGUUUAGACUCUGACAAUAAACCCAUUUAUAAUGCACAGGUAUCUAGGAAAGCUCACAUGCAACAGAAUAAUGCAGCGGCUGAAGAGGACGAUUUAGGCUCUGACUGUCAGAUUAUUCAGAAAGAAAGGGAAUAUAAGGUCAGAUCACAUGCAAAGAGAACUAAAGCCAAGAAGGAUGACUGUUUAGGUGCUGACAGUGAGAUCAUCCAGGAGGAAGAGGCGAGUCUUCCUCUUUUAACCACAUUUAAGGUGAGAUCCCAUGCAAACCAGACUAAAACCAAGAGGAAGGAGGACUGUUUCAACUCUGACAGUGAAAUAAUUCAGGAUGAACAGGUCUAUUUACCUGAGGAGAGAUUAGAGGAAAUGAGCAGCUCCACGGCUCACCAGCUCAACAAAACCGGAGAGGAGACCACUUGGGUGCAAAGAAACCGAAAAGUAAAGACAACUACAACUUUACAGCCGAAAACAAAGGUGACACGGGGGUCAAGGAAGUCCAAAGGUGCUGCGCCUGCUAUCAGCCCUAAAUCAACACAUUUCACUCCCAGAGCACAUUCACCAGAGUCUUUGUCUCCUGAAGGACAGGCAGAAAUACAGACAGGAUUACCAAUGGAGGCAGAAAAAGGUCAUUCGGAAAACACAGGUGGAAGAGAAGAUGCAGAACACAUGCUGGUGGAGAAAGUGAAGAAAAAUAAAAAGUCUAGUAAGCAAACAGGCAAAACAAAAGGGAAGGGUGUUCAAAUUCAUGAAGACAUUGAGACCCAGAAUACCAGUGUCCCUGAGGAUCCCACUUAUACUUCAAAAAAAAAGAAAAAGAAAAUGAGAAAACAGAAAAAAGAAGAAGCUGAAGAAGAAAAGGAAGAGCCUAUAAAAGCCCAGAAUUCAACGGUUAAAGUUAAAAAGAAAAAUGGUCAACCAGCAUUUGUUGUAGGAUAACCUCGGCCACAGGACGUGGAAUGGAUGGCAAAUCCAGUGGAUAAGAGAAAGGUGACGACUCACGUACAAAACACAGAGAACACACCAGAACACACCUAUAUUGACUCUGACGAUGACAUGGAUGCUGAUACAGACUCAGAGAGUACAGACACACAUGAAGCACACGAAAUCUCUCCCAGAUCAGUUUACAGCUUAUACAGAUCGCAGCGCUCACUCAUUACAGCUCGUUCAGAUGCCAGCAUUCACAGACUCUCACAGAGCUCCAUCAGAACCAGCUCGAUGGGGACGAUAUCCCACUGCAGCCCAUGCAGCCCAGCCCACCUGCCUCCUCAGUCAGCACUCCCUUCUGCCUCAGACCCCACUACAUCUGAGCCAGGCAAUGACGUUAAAAGCAACAAGGUUCCAACUAACCAAACAGACAAAAAAGCUGAAAGGGCCGAGCACCGUCAUCUGGAGGUGGAGAAGAAACGGAGGGAGAGAUAGGAGGAAAAGAAGAGACAGCAAGAAAAAGAGGCGACAGAAGAGAGGAUGAGGCUGGAACUGGAAGAAGAACAGAGGAGGAAAGCAGAGGAAGCGAGGUGACGGAAGAUUAGAGUAGAAGAUGAGAGACAAAGAAGACAGGAGGAGGAGAUGGAGAGACAGAGGAGAGAGCGGGCAGAGAAGGACAGAGAAAGAAGACGACAAGAGGAGAAGAGAAGGCUGCUGGAAAGGCUCCAGAGAGAAAGACAGGAAGAGGGAAAACGACAGGCUGCCCAACUGGAACAUCAGUGUAUGGAAGAGGAAGCUCAGAAGGAGGAGGAGCUCAGGAAGCUGUCAGAGAUGGAGGAGGCUGAGAGACUGGAGUACCUGCGCAAGACAGCAGGAGCAGGAGGAGGAGAGGAGGAGGAAGCAGCGACGCACGCUGAAGAAGAGGCCAGGCUGCAGGCUGAACUGUUUGCCAGGCAGAGGGCAGCACUGGAGCAGCACUUAAAGUUUCACAGGGGUCUUUUUGUGGAGGCUGAAGGGCUGGAGCAGACACAGGAUAUCUCUCGGCCCUGGAUUUUCUCCUAUUUCACCCUGUUGAAGCUGCUUGGCUUGGCUGAACCCACAUCUGAGGACACACUCAAAGAUGUGCUGUAAUUCCUUCAUUUGGGUUCAUUCAGUAAAUUCUCGCAACUAGUGAUUCAGUUAUGUGCCAUUUUCUUCGGUAGGUGAACAAUCUGUGUCACAUGUGAAUCAAUGUGUGUUAAACUGCUGGAUUGCUCAUAUUCUCAGAUA